Molecule: messenger RNA, 1156 nt
Organism: Euleptes europaea (tarantolino)
Lineage: Eukaryota; Metazoa; Chordata; Lepidosauria; Squamata; Sphaerodactylidae
Gene: CRELD2
Product: cysteine rich with EGF like domains 2
Exons: 10
Coding region: 7-1122 (371 amino acids)
Molecular function (GO): calcium ion binding
Source: RefSeq, a predicted model, not a curated record
GCAGCUAUGAGGAGGUGGCCGGGCUUGGGCCCUUGCAGGGCUGCUGCGUGGAAGUGGCGGGUGAGCGCUGCCCUCCCGCCCCUCGCCCUCUUCUUCCUCCUGGUGCCGCCGACGGGGUUGGGCGCUUCCCAGCCGCGGUCCGGGCAGGCGUGUAGCACCUGCCGCGCUAUCGCGGACCGAUUCAAGCAGGGUCUAACAGAUACAGCCAAAAAGAACUUUGGAGGUGGUAAUACAGCUUGGGAAGAAAAAACACUAUCUAAGUAUGAGACCAGUGAAAUUCGUCUUGUAGAGAUAAUAGAGAACCUGUGUGAUAGUAGCAACUUUGAAUGCAACAAUAUGGUUGAAGAGCAUGAAGAGCACAUUGAAGUUUGGUGGUUCAAAUGGAGAAAGAAGAACCCUGAUUUGUUUAAAUGGUUUUGCAUAGAAAAGAUUGAAGUUUGCUGCCCUGCUGGGACCUACGGACCCGAUUGUCUUGCUUGCCGUGGUGGGUCAAACAGGCCUUGCCAUGGAAACGGCCGUUGCGAUGGAGAUGGUACUCGAAGUGGUGAUGGGUCAUGCAGCUGUAACAAGGAAUACAAAGGAGAAUUUUGUUUGGAAUGCUCCGAUGGCUAUUACAGCUCUCACAAAAACGAUACACAUUCUGUUUGUACAGUUUGUCAUGAUUCGUGUAAAACUUGCACGGGUGCAACAAAUACAGACUGCCAGGAUUGUAAAGAAGGUUGGACCAAAAGUGAAGAUGCCUGUGUGGAUGUGGAUGAAUGUGCUGUAGAAGAAUCUCCUUGCAGCAGUGACCAAUACUGUUUGAACACAGAUGGCUCCUUCUCUUGCAAAGCAUGUGAUAUUAGCUGUCUGGAGUGCACGGGAGAAGGUCCUGGCAAAUGUAAAAGCUGCAUAGCUGGCUAUGAAAUGGAAGAUGAAAAAUGCACAGAUGUGAAUGAAUGUGUCCUACCUGGAAAAGUGUGUGAGAGAGAAAAUGAAGACUGUGUAAAUACUUUGGGUGGCUUCAAAUGCAUGUGCGCAGAGGGCUUUGAAGACAAGGAUGGUGUCUGUGCUCAAAUUAUAAAAACAGAAGAGGCAGUUCCAGAAAACACAUCUUCACCUGCUACACAUGAGGACUUAUGAUCUACAUUCCAAGACGAGAGACAUUGGUAUCCUG